Messenger RNA from Strongylus vulgaris, 366 nucleotides. The record is from the annotation of a GenBank genome assembly. NCBI's taxonomy places the organism in Eukaryota, Metazoa, Nematoda, Chromadorea, Rhabditida, Strongylidae.
AUGCGACUACAGCAGGAGCUGUUGAGGAAGGAAGAAAAUGUUGAAGAAUAUCGGAAGACAUGCGGCAUUACUCCGAUUUCUGCCCGCAAGUUACUGACGGAAAUGAAUGCUACCGACAGGGAAGGGUUGUGUAUCCGAUGCUGGGAGCACUGUCCGCCGAAUGACGUCGAUUCAAACCAAAAUGCUGCUUCUAUUGCGAAAGUCCGAGGGAUCGCUAAUGCUAACUGAUCGCUAAUGCUAACUGUAGACACAUCUCGACAAUAUGGAGCUCUGGAAGCUCCAACUAGAGAAGAAGGGACAUUCUGGACCGGAAGUGUCAAGAGGAGAAAAUCAUCGUUCCAUAUCAAAGUGCUGCCGCUCCGAUAA